ACAAAUUGAUUUUUGUAUGGAUACAUGUAGAUCAAUAUCCAUACAAGAAAAUCAGAUUCACUGAAUCGGUCACAAUUUGUUAGUCCAAUUUUAAAAUUGACUUGACCAUAAAGUACGAGAAGGGGAAAGGUGGAAGAGAGAAAAUAAGACAAACAAAAGGGGAAAAAGAAAUACGAGCGGAGGGAAGAAGAAGGAAGCUUCGUAGGGCAAGAAAGUUAGAGCUGUGAGAGAGAAGAGGAGUGAAUGUGGGGCUUUCUUCUGCUUCUGCUUUCCUUGUAGUUCCGUCUUUGGUGAAUUGAAUGCCGACCCAUAAAACAAGCGCCACUCACCACCGCCCUCUUCCCCCAAACUCCAACUGACUUCCCCCCUCGGCCCUCCCUGCCUGUUAUUUUUUGUCCUACAAACAAAUAUUCGAGAGAGAGAGAAGAGAGAGCGGCUGCUGGCUGUAACUUCCGCCUUCCUCUCUGUUGUAUCGCUGUCUGCAACCAAGCUUCCUUCUUUCUCUCCUCCAAAAUUUGAUAUUUGAUCAAAUCGCCCCCCUUUUCCUCAGAAAGAUAUCACAUUCCGCCCCUUGAAUCCCCCCAUCGUAGAAUCAUCAAAACCUGUUUUCCUUCUCCUUCAUCUGUUUUCGGUUCAGAUUUCUGUUUCGUGGUUCUGGGUUGAGGUUUUCCCGGCUCCUUUUCUCACAGGUAAACUUCCUUCCCUUCCCUGCCUGUUGCUGGCUUGCUGCUUCCCUUAUUCUUAUUCUACCAAUCGAUCUCUUGAUCCGCCGACUUGGGCUUUCUGUAAUGUUUUCUGGCCUCUAAGGUUUCCGCUUUAACGUUCUCCCCCUUCCAAUGUUGAGUCCUGUUACUUUCUGAUGUUUCUGAUAAGCCGGUGGAAUUUUUCUUUUUCUUUUAAUGCACCAGAAUACUUAACUGGCAUCUGGGUUCUGGAUCUUUUGGUUGAAAGUUUCGUACUUUGGUUUCUCUGUUUGUCCAAUUUCCCUCCAUUGCCGUUUUCUCCUAGAUGUUGAGAACAUCUCUCUGCAGAGGUUUAUCUGCUGGUUCAUGUUAUUAGUUGUCUGUUGAUAUUGUUGUUGUCCCUUCAUGAAGCUGUAUGCAGGAUUUUGAAUCUCUUAUAUUGUUCCUUUCCUUCUCAUGUUUCCCCGUUUUUUUUUUUUCCUCUUCAGGUUGAAUCUUGUGUUGAAAGCACUGUUUCUCCAUGGGGGAGGCUCCAGCUUUCUACGCUGACAACCUGCAGAAUGGUUUUGACAUAAAAACAAUCAAAGCCUGCGAAACGUCCAUUAGCAUCCAGGAUAAAACAUAUGUCAUUGGUAGUAGCGAUGACGCCUUCGUGGUUCGGAUCUGUGAUCAAACUACUGGGAAUUGGAUCAUUCCUACCAUUCACGGAACAAAACCAAAGCCAGGUAAAGGCUAUUCAGCUGUGGCACUAAAUGAAGAUCGAAUCGUGAUGGUUAAGAAGGGAUCUUCUUCAGAUGACUGCAUCUGGUUUCUUGAGGUGGCCACUCCAUAUGUCAAGGCGCAGAAACAUAUUCUGGGCAAUGAGGUUGUAGCCUGGAGUAAAGGUGUAAGAGGCAAUGCAGAGGUACCAAUUGUCAUCAGUGGUCCUUCUGGAGUAGGAAAAGGAACAUUAAUAUCGAAACUCAUGGAGGAAUUCCCAUCCAUGUUUGGAUUCUCUGUGAGUCACACAACCCGAGCACCAAGGGCCAUGGAGCAGGAUGGUGUGCACUACCAUUUCACUGAAAGAGCUGUUAUGGAAAAGGACAUCAAAGAUGGAAAGUUCCUCGAGUUUGCCUCUGUCCAUGGUAACCUUUACGGAACCAGCAUUGAAGCCGUAGAAGUGGUGUCAGAUUCUGGAAAGCGAUGCAUCCUUGAUAUUGAUGUUCAAGGAGCAAGAUCUGUUAGGGCAAGCCCUCUGGAUGCAGUUUUUGUAUUCAUAUGUCCCCCAUCCAUGGAUGAGCUUGAACAUCGUCUUCGUGCAAGAGGGACCGAGUCUGAGGAGCAGAUCCUGAAAAGACUCCGCAAUGCAAAGACUGAGAUCGAGCAAGGGCAAUCCUCCGGCAUCUUUGAUCACAUCCUCUCUAAUGACAACCUCGAAGAGUGUUACCAAAGCCUUAAAAAAAUUAUUGGCUUGGAUGGACCUGUGGUUGCUACCCAGAAAAUUGAAGCACCUCUAGGAAUCGAUCUCCCGGAAGAGCAUUCAGUGUCUGUAAUGGAUAAGAAAAUCAUCAUCAACAGUGGAACUGCAGAAGUAGAGAAAGCCUCAAAGAACUUGAUUGUGUUGGAUGUUUCCUCUCUCAAGGGGGGAGCUCCAGGGCGGACGAGAGGGCUUGAGUUGCACGCUAUCGACUCCUUCUCCGACGGCCUGGCCUCGGGUUGCUGACAAGAGAAGAUCCCCCCCCUGAAACUAACUGGAAUACUGACAUGCUGUUUGUUUCUUCGUCUAUUCAAAAUGAAAUUUCCGAUUUGUGUCGUCAUUUCUUAUUUAUUUACUAAGUGGGAAAUAGCAGCAUCGACAGAAAACUCUUUGAUAGACCACCUGAAAUUUUCUUCACAUAAUAAUUUGCAUAUCUUGGUUCUUUAUAGCUUGCUGGUUUCCUUCCCAUUUCAUUCUUAUCACACUCCCCACCAUCCGCUGAGAGAAACCAUAUUCAGCCCUGUUCCAACUUCCUUAGUUGCUUGCUUCUGGCUAACUUUUUUCAACCGGUCGAUCAGCUUCAGCUCAAUGAUCGAGUGGCUGUGAUAUGCGUUAAGGCAAACACACCAUGAUCGCUCAUUCUGAUCAACAAUCGUCGAAUCGCGCCCGAAUCGAACAACUGUGAAGGCAUAUAAGCUUGGUGGUCAUACCCUUACCCUGUUAUUCCUCAACUGGAAAAGCUUGAAUUCGUUACCUUUGUGGGGGUUGAUGCAGACGUGGGGAUUGAAAAGCACACUGUUCUUUUCUUUUUUUUCAAUGGCGUGUAGUGUUGAGAUGUCUAGAUUGGAUUGGUGGUGGUGGUGGGGAGAGCAUCGCAUCUUUCAUGUCGACUUUUAGCGGAUUGCGUAAAAGAGUCGGCAGAUCCUUCCCCUGCUUUUAUGCAAUUGGUGGGUUUUUGAAAUUGGGACCUCAAAAUUAUCCCAUGAAAUGAAAUGAAAUGAAAUGGACCCAUUUAGCUACAGAAUACAUAGGUUGGUUGGUCAAGUUGUGGUAGGGCAUCGGAUUUAGCAGGAAGCAGGUGGACUGAUUCUCUUGUCUGGUUCUUGUUGUGUCAUCAAGUAGCCGUACCACUUGCCCGGUUAAACCAUUCAAAUUUGAUUUGAACUCAACAUGAAAAUAGAAUCCAAUGGAACCUUAAUCCACUAGUUAGCAACUGUUUUUGUUUCUUUAAAAUCACUGAUAAUAAGUGAUUAGCAACUUGGUGAAUCAAAACUCGAACAAAAGUGUAUACAGGGGAAGUUCCCACCUCGAGGUUAGACACGUCUUAGCGUAGAUGAUUCUAUCUUUCUUUCGUUCUUUCUCAUUGCAUUUGUUGUCAGGCUGGAAGAUGAUACAAUUGCUCAGGAUGGAUUGACGAGGAUCAAGAAUGAUUUGUCUACAGGAAGAAAAGAAAGUUGUUGAUGUUUUAUUUUAGUGUUAAAAACUUACCGAAUUCGUCGCAUUUAUGCGAGUGGCAGCCGUACGAGAGCUACGUAGUGGUUGAUGUGAAGUUUGUCUUCAACAUACUUUACGCCGAGUGUGGCUCAAUAAAAAAAAAAUUUAUUCAAAGAAAAUUUUGUGCAUUGAAUGUCCACCAAAUCAAUAAUCACCAUACUACUCUCAAUUGUCAUAUUAUUCGAAUUUGAUGCUCCAUCGAUGCUAUAAAAUAUUUUAUUUUAC
This is a messenger RNA of Linum trigynum, 3858 nucleotides long. Lineage: Eukaryota; Viridiplantae; Streptophyta; Magnoliopsida; Malpighiales; Linaceae. The record is from the annotation of a GenBank genome assembly.